GUCAGGUACCUCCUAAGGGCAUCCCCUUCCAAGGGCUAGACCCCAGGACUGUACUGUACAAUAGUGCUCCAUACCAGCCCACCCAUAAGUGGCGCUAGGUAUUAAGUAGAUUCAUCCUCCAUUUGCUCCUCCGACCGACGGUCUCGCAGUGGAAACUUGAACCUUCACCUCCAACCAUCCCAACAAGACGAACGUACCUACAGUCCAUAAUUUUACCGAUUCCCCGCCGGACUCUUCCGCUUUCGCUCGCUGAGGUCCUCCUUUUUCACAAGGAGCUUUUUUUUUCACGCUUCUAAUUCUUUUUUCCUGCAUUUGAACCAACAGCGCCCAGUGCGUGAACACUGAACAAUAUGGCUGAUUCGCUUACUGAAGAGCAAGUUUCCGAGUUCAAGGAGGCCUUCUCCUUGUUUGACAAGGACGGCGAUGGACAAAUCACCACCAAGGAGCUCGGCACUGUCAUGCGCUCGCUCGGCCAGAACCCUUCUGAGUCGGAGCUGCAGGAUAUGAUCAACGAGGUCGAUGCUGACAACAACGGCACCAUCGACUUUCCCGAGUUCCUCACCAUGAUGGCCAGGAAAAUGAAAGAUACCGACUCGGAGGAAGAGAUCCGGGAAGCUUUCAAGGUCUUUGACCGCGACAACAACGGCUUCAUCUCGGCCGCCGAGCUUCGUCACGUCAUGACGUCUAUCGGCGAGAAGCUCACCGAUGACGAAGUUGACGAGAUGAUCCGUGAGGCUGACCAGGACGGUGACGGACGUAUCGACUACAACGAGUUCGUCCAGUUGAUGAUGCAGAAGUAAAAGAACGGGGGCGUGGCUCUUGUUUAAUCAAGCAUUCAGAUAUUGAUUGUUUCUUAGCUUUCUUUCUGAGUUUGGCUUCCUCGAAACGAGUGAAUCGAGCAGCAAUAUUUGGGAAAACCUCUUUUUAAACCAUUUGAAUUUCUGCUAUACGAUGAUAUCCCGCCGGCUCCAUAAACGAAAGGAAUGAAGAGAAAAAAAGGGCAACGCGGGUUAUGACAAGACAAGAGCACUGUACCAGCAAACUAUGCUUUCUUUGUGUCCGUCUCUGCCUGUCACUGCUUGGUGUUUCUCAUCUGGUGAACUCAGACUGCUAUGAAGCCGUUUUGAUGCUUAAGAACACCAAAUCAUGGAUGCAUCAGGAUGUCGCAUUGGAGAGAAGCUUUUCAUAACUACCUACAUACGCCAGCCAUGCUUUUCUAGAAAUGAAUAGGCAGUUCCUUGAUGCCUUUAUUCUUGGCUCACCGUCAGAAUUGAUCCUUCAAUGUAAGGUACCUAGGCAUUCCCGACGGCUCGGAACCUCCCAUGAAAGCUCUUCGCCAUUCA
This is a messenger RNA of Pyricularia grisea, 1343 nucleotides long. RefSeq lists its product as uncharacterized. Gene Ontology annotation, molecular function: calcium ion binding; enzyme regulator activity. Bases 351 to 800 code for a protein of 149 amino acids. Gene Ontology annotation, biological process: spindle pole body organization. The transcript has 6 exons. The record is from RefSeq and is a predicted model, not a curated record. Gene Ontology annotation, cellular component: central plaque of spindle pole body. Lineage: Eukaryota; Fungi; Ascomycota; Sordariomycetes; Magnaporthales; Pyriculariaceae.